Molecule: messenger RNA, 2631 nt
Organism: Magnusiomyces paraingens
Lineage: Eukaryota; Fungi; Ascomycota; Dipodascomycetes; Dipodascales; Dipodascaceae
Exons: 1
Coding region: 1-2631 (876 amino acids)
Source: RefSeq, a predicted model, not a curated record
AUGCCAACUUCUGCAGCUCAAAGCAGCCCACAAAAAAUCUCACCAGCUCCAGCCGUCCAUCCAGGGCCUUCAGCUGUUGCGGCCGCUGCUAUGCACACUUCUAUCAAAGUCCCCGUCAAGACUUUGAGCCGUAUAUCAAAGUCAAAGUUAAAGUCAAAGUCACAACAAGCUUUGGUCGGUUCUUCUUCAACUCCUGCAAUCUUCAAAACCCGAGUACCGUCAACUUUCUUGUCAGCUAACAUCAACAACAACAAACCUUCGAUACAAACAAAUACAAAAAUACAACAGCAACUACAGCAACUACAGCAACUACAACAACUCAAUUCUUCUGAACCAGCAAUAAGAGAAGAACAAGAACAAACCAUGGCUUCACAACCAGUUUCUCUGGUCCCAGUAUCAACAAUCCAAGCACCACCAACAGUCAUUGUUACUGCGGUACCAACUUCUUCUACAAUUAACACAGAUUUUCCUGCUAAUUCUGUUAAUCACUCUUCUUCUUCUUCAACAGAAUCCUCAUCUUCAAAAACUACAAAACAAAAACAUUCACACUCUAAUUCAAUUCCAUCAUCUGCCGCUAAAAGACGCCCACGGACAUCUCCAAUCUGGUCCUACUCUAAACAAAACCCUGACGAACCAAUAACUGUCAAUGCAGACGGCCAGGCCAUUUGGACUUGCUCUGUAUGCCAGGACAAAACAACUUCCUACCUGCUUUCUGGGGGAACUGCUGCUCCCAUUCGUCAUCUCAAUAGAGUCCAUGGCGUUCAGCUUCCUCCAGCAACUGUAAAACGUCGCACAAAGCCCCGCAAAAAUUCUGCCUCCAAAUCAUCAUCAUCAUCAUCAUCAUCAUCAUCAUCAUCGUCAUCAUCUGGUGCUGAUUCAGAUGAAAACCUCCCCUCUGCGGCUGCUAACUCUCCUAUAAAGAACCGCGCGGCUGCCGCAGUUUCAAAAUCUGCAGCAGCACCAGCAAAACCUUCCAAAAUUCCAACGGCCACUGCUACUGCUACUGCUGCUGCUGCUGCUGCUGCUGCUGCUGCUAUUGUCUUGGCCACUUCACGUCAAACCUCUAAGCAGCAGACCCGGAUUCCUGAGACACCUAAAGCACCGGUUCCAACUGAUUUGUCAUUGUCGUCAUUGUCGUCAUCCCAAGAAAAUGUCUACCCCCAGCUGCCCCAAAACCCAACUAACCCCAUGGACCCCGCGUUCGUCACUCCGAAAUCGGAACCCGACGCCGCUGCGGCUCGUGACAAACUCGCCACUCCGCCCCCACCUGCCCCGGUCAACCCGGCAAUUGCAGCUGCAGCAGUUGAUCUUUUCUCAGCUUAUCUCCGCAGUCCAGGGUUUUCAGAAACAGCCCCAACUCAAUCCUCCUCCUCCUCCUCCUCUUUCUAUGCAUUCCCUCCAUCCCCAACAACCCCCCACAUUCUGCGCCCAGCAGCAACUGCAGCAACUGCAGCAACUGUAACAGCAACAGCAACAACAGCAACUGCAACCGCAACCGCUGCUGCAACCGCUGCUGAAACCGCUGCCGCAACUGCCACAGCAACUGCCUGUGACAUCUACUCUGCAUACUCCUUCAUGCCCGGCGCUCCGCUCCCAGCUGUAACUGCCACUGGUGCUUCAUUUUCUGGCUCAUCCUACCCUCUCAAUGCCGCUUCCACACUCCCAUCACCGCCCCUCAGCACGUCACCAUCCGCAACGUCGCUUUUUAUGGACCAAGGAGCAUCGGUAUCCACCGCAAUGCCCAUGCAUGUGCCCAUGACCUCGUCAACUCCUGCUAGCAUCCCGGUAUCGCCAGUGUCGGCAGCCGCCAUCGCAGGGUUUGGGUUUGAUGGCGCGGCUACUGCUGCGACUUCGGCAGCUGCAACAGGUGAGUACACUUUUGCAGCAGUAACUGAAGCCCCGGCUUGUCACCCUCAACAGCCCAUGGCAACCCUCUCUUACAAGGACAUUUUGGCUGGCGCGCAGUUCCCCACAACUGGUAUCUCCUUUGCAUCGCCCAUAGCGCACCCCCGAAGCAACCCGGCUCUCUACAUGGACCUUGUUGAUGUUGACUUGACAUCCGUAGGGUCUCCUGACAUGACUUCUGCUACGUACUUCCAUGGCACUAGUAUGGCCUCGGAUGCAGUGUUGGCUCCGGCCCCGCCUCACAUCGUGGUGGCCAACCCUCCCUUUUUUGCCGACCCUCAGCAGUCUUCGGUACCCGCCGCAGCACCGCUCCAUUCAAGGGCUCACCAGGGACCCCUCAUUCUUGACGGGUCUGCAGUCACGUCACCACUCCAACCUGCUGCUGCAUGCACGGCCCUCGGACCCCCAUUUGUUCCGGUCGUUACCUCAUCUACCCCAUCAUCAUCAUCAUCUUCUUCUUCAUCAUCUUCUUCUAACACCACCAAUGAUGGCUGGUACUAUCCAGGCCUUGAUUCGCCUCCUGAUGAUCCUACUGCAUCCUCCUCUUCUUAUAUGAACUCCGUUACCGCAUCGCCUGCUUUGCAAACUCCCGCAGGCUUCUCUGUCUCUCUCUUUCUCAAUGACCCCAAAAUGUCACUGUACGAAUUUGCCCGUUUCUCCCAGUUCGAGUCCCAGCCUGACCAGACUUGUGUUCUUCUCCCAGAGUACACUCCCUCAUAUCCAUAA